ACUUAGCUAAAACCAAGAAAGGUCUUGUGUUUUCUUAAGGAUUUUUUUCCAAUACCUCGAUAUGCCUCCAAUAGAACUUCCAAGAUUAACAGGGUCAUUAAGAGCAUUCUCAGGGCUUUCCUCUCCGUUUUCACGUCUUCCAGAGAGUGAUGAUAUCUUGAAAAGAAAGCGGCAAUUAAGAUCAAAAAAUCAACUCGAAAAAACUUUAUCGUGGUCGGAAUUAAAAGGGUUAAUUUUAGAUGCGACGAGCUUCGAGAAGAAUGCUUCUCAAGAGGUGAAGACUCUCUUGAAGGAACUUGUUCUUACAUCUGCAGAAAUUGCUGGCAAGGAUUCAUCUGUAGAGAUUGUGGAAAGUGCAUCAGUAUUGAUUUUUACAACAUUUAAAGAAGUGACUCACAUUGGAAAGGAUGAAAGUGCAAAACUUAAGAGUUUUUUUGGAGCAUUUCCAGCAUCAGCAGCAACUAAGGCUUGUCACAUUACACAGAACAUCAUUUUACUUCUUCCUGAAGAUUGUGUGGCAGUUAUUAACAAGAGAAGUGAGGAAAAAUAUGAGGAAACUCCAAAAGAGUUUGGAAGUGAUAUUGAAUUUGCACCUUUUAAGACUAAGGUUGUUUCACCAGAUGAUGAGCUCUUUUCUGAUUCUGAGGAUGAAAAUGUCGAAAAUCAAAUGGAUUUUUGGAUUGCAAAAGAAGAAAAUAACCAUUCAAAGGAUGUGCCAAAGGAAGAAGUCAAUGGCAAUAGUGACUUUAAUGGUUCCUGGCUACACAAUCAGUGUGAACUCUACUUUGGAAACAACAGUAGUGGACUGUCAGUUUUGGACCUUUGUUCAGCACUUUUUGAUAUUCUCAGUUCUGCUAGAGAUAAUGCAGCUAUUCAAAAUGACUUGUUUGAGCUUCUUGGGUUUGAUCACUUUGAAUUCAUUCAAACCAUCCUUGCAAACAGAUACAAGAUAGUUGUGGCCACUUCUGAAAGUACCUCUGACUUGAGUGCAGCAAAUGAGACUGCUAGAGUGAAAACCACAGCUGGUCAGAGUAAGCCAACCUAUGGAUGUCAGGUUACUGUACAGUCACAGCAAGAGAAACAAUUGAUGCGUCAGGUGAGAAAGGAAGAGAGGAAGGAAGAACGCCGUCAAGCUCGCAGAGACAAAAAUGCAGAAGAGCAGGAUAUUGAUCAUGAGACAUAUCUCAAAGAAGUAGGCUUUGAUCCAGAGUUGAUGAGGGCUCAGAGAGAGUUAGCUCUUCAGGCAGCCAUCAGUGUACCGUUGUUGUCAAAACCAAAGAGGAACGUGCAGUCCAGCCAAGUCUAUCCAUAUGUGUUUGAUGCUUUGGCUGAAAGACAGCGAUCUACAGCUUUCAUUUCAGACACCAAGAUUACCCUGCCUGCUGAUGCAAAACGGAAAAACACAAAAAUCUGCGAGGAAGUUGUAAUACCUCCAAACACUCCUUUACCGCCAAAAGAAGAAACUCCUAUUUCAAUUUCAUCUUUAGAUGAGAUUGGCCAAAUGGGAUUCCAAGGAGUAAAGCGCCUGAACAGGAUCCAGUCGAUUGUAUUUGAUGCAGCAUACAACACGAAUGAGAACUUGUUGAUCAGUGCUCCAACAGGCGCAGGAAAAACAAACAUUGCUAUGUUGACAAUCUUGAGAGAAAUUAAACAGAACAUCGUGGCAGGAGUCAUCAAAAAAGACAAGUUCAAGAUCAUUUACGUGGCUCCAAUGAAGGCUCUAGCGGCUGAAAUGGUUCAAAACUUUGGCAAGCGGCUGGCUUCCUUGGGAAUCACGGUCCGUGAACUUACUGGAGAUAUGCAACUCACAAAAUCGGAAAUCCUCAAGACGCAAAUGCUGGUCACCACGCCAGAAAAGUGGGACGUGGUCACUCGCAAGAGCACUGGGGACGUGGCUCUUGCUCAGCAGGUGAAGUUGCUGAUCAUCGAUGAAGUUCAUCUUCUGCACGAUGACAGAGGUUCAGUUAUUGAAUGCUUAGUGGCCAGAACUCUUCGUCAAGUUGAGUCGUCACAGAGCAUGAUCCGAAUCGUCGGCUUAUCAGCAACACUUCCUAAUUACAUUGAUGUGGCCCACUUCUUGCGGGUCAACCCUUUCGAGGGUCUGUUUUUCUUUGACGGGCGUUUUCGUCCAGUUCCGCUCGGGCAAACUUUCAUUGGGAUUAAGGCCGCGGGUUACGUCAAACGGCAACACGACAUGGAUACAGUUUGUUAUGAUAAAGUGCUGGAAAAUGUUGACAAAGGACACCAGGUUAUGGUUUUCGUGCAUGCCCGGAACGCUACCGUCAAGACAGCGCUGACGUUACGAGAGAUGGCAGCCAAUCAGGGAGAUUCUGCUUUGUUCCAUGCUCCACAAGGGCCUGAGUACGGACAAGCUGAAAAACAGGUGAUGAAAUCGCGUAACAAGCAGCUACGAGAGUUGUUUCCAGAUGGGUUUAGUAUCCAUCAUGCUGGAAUGUUGAGACAGGACCGCACCAUGGUGGAACAAUUGUUUGCUCGUGGUUUGAUUCGUGUUCUGGUUUGUACGGCUACGUUAGCCUGGGGAGUUAACCUGCCUGCUCAUGCUGUAAUUAUUAAGGGCACGCAAGUAUAUGACGCAAAGAAAGGCUCGUUUGUUGAUAUCGGCAUACUAGACGUGCUGCAGAUCUUUGGGCGGGCGGGCCGUCCACAAUUUGAUAAUCAAGGCGAGGGAAUCAUCAUCACAGCACAUGACAAACUCAGUCAUUAUCUUUCACUUCUAACAAGACAGUCACCGAUUGAGAGUCAAUUCAUUUCGAGCCUGACUGAUAGUUUAAAUGCUGAGAUUGCUCUUGGCACAGUGGGCACUGUGGAUGAAGCUGUUGAAUGGCUGAGCUACACGUACCUAUACAUUCGAAUGCGCGUCAAUCCACUGGUUUAUGGCAUCGCGUAUGGAACAAAAGAGGAUGACCCACUCCUCCUCGAACAUCGCAGAGAGCUGAUUGUGAAUGCAGCGCGUCAUUUAGACAAAGCAAAGAUGAUAAGAUUUGACCCGCGAACAGGAUAUCUGAACUCCACGGACCUCGGAAGAACUGCUAGUCAUUUCUACAUCAAGUACGACACAAUAGAGGUAUUCAAUGAGAUGUUCAAGGCGCACAUGCCCGAACCCGAGGUGCUCUCUAUGAUGUCUCACUCACAAGAAUUCGAACAAGUCAAGGUUCGUGAAGAUGAAAUAUCAGAACUGGAAUUUCAUUUGAGUGAGCACUGUCCUUUGCCUGUAAAAGGAGGUGUGGAAAAUAAUUACGGCAAGAUAAACAUCCUGUUGCAGACUUUUAUCUCCAAGGGAUUUGUUGAUACCUUCUCACUUGUCUCUGAUCUGGCUUACGUUGCACAGAAUGCCGCGCGUCUUAUGCGGGGUCUGUUUGAAAUUGCCCUUAACCGAGGAUGGCCUACCAUGGCUUACAGACUGUUAGGUCUUUGUAAAAUGCUUGACAAGAGACAGUGGGUAUUUGAAAAUCCUUUGCGUCAGUUCACUAUUUUAAAACAAGAAACACUGGUCAAACUGGAGGAGAGAAAGGCCACUGUUGAUCGACUCAGAGACAUGACUGCGGAUGAAAUUGGUCACAUGAUCAGACACCCACGCAUGGGGAGUGCCGUCAAGAGUUGUGUGGAACAAAUUCCUGCAAUAUCACUGGCUACCAGCAUCCAGCCGAUCACGAGGACAGUUCUUCGGGUGCGCGUGACUAUCAAGCCGGAGUUUCGCUGGAAUGACAAAGUGCAUGGCUCCACGUCAGAACCGUGGUGGAUCUGGGUCGAGGAUCCGGACAAUAACCACAUUUAUCACUCGGAGUACUUUUUACUGCACAAGAAACAGGUGUUAGCUGACGAAGAACAAACCUUGGUGUUCACCAUUCCGAUCUUCGAGCCGCUACCUUCUCAGUAUUUAGUGCGAGGAGUGUCAGAUCGCUGGCUUGGCUCUGAAGUGGUUUGUGCUCUGUCUUUCAAACAUCUCAUUUUACCAGAAAAGCACCCGCCUCACACUGAACUACUGGAUUUACAACCUCUGCCGCUGACCGCCCUGAAAUGCAAAGAAUAUGAAGCGCUGUAUCGGUUCACUCACUUCAAUCCAGUCCAGACACAAGUAUUUCAUACAGUAUACCACACGGAUCAUAAUGUAUUACUUGGAGCACCCACAGGGUCCGGGAAGACACUGGUUGCUGAGCUUGCCAUAUUUCGUAUCUUUAAUGUGCAUCCCGGAACUAAAGCUGUUUACAUUGCUCCCUUGAAAGCCCUGGUCCGUGAAAGAAUGGAAGAUUGGAAAAUACGUUUUCAGGAGAAACUUGGUAGAAGUGUUGUGGAGUUAACUGGAGACGUUACUCCAGACAUGCGCGCUAUAGCCAAGGCUGACGUCAUUGUCACCACCCCAGAAAAGUGGGACGGUAUCAGCCGAAGCUGGCAGACUCGUAACUACGUGCAGUCGGUGUCUUUGUUAGUGAUUGAUGAGAUCCAUCUGUUGGGUGAAGAGAGAGGUCCUGUCUUGGAGGUUAUUGUAUCGCGGACGAAUUUUAUCUCCUCGCACACAGAGAAGACUGUUCGUGUGAUUGGUUUAUCGACUGCUUUAGCCAAUGCUUCGGAUCUUGCGGACUGGUUGGGAAUAGAACAGGCCGGUAUGUUCAACUUCCGGCCUUCAGUGCGCCCUGUUCCCCUGGAGGUGCACAUAUCUGGGUAUCCCGGAAAGCAUUACUGUCCGCGCAUGGCAACUAUGAACAAGCCCACCUUUAACGCUAUUAAAACACACUCGCCCACCAAACCCGUGCUGGUGUUUGUUUCUUCAAGACGACAGACCCGCCUCACGGCUUUAGAGCUGAUUUCUUUCUUAGCAGCCGAAGACAAUCCCAAACAGUGGAUGCAAAUGCCGGAAGCUGAGAUGGACUCUUUGAUCCAAACAGUGAAGGACAAUAACCUCAAACUGACGUUGUCGUUUGGUAUUGCGCUGCAUCACGCGGGUUUACACGAGAGGGACAGGAAGAUAGCGGAAGAGCUGUUUGUGAAUCAAAAGAUUCAGAUUUUAAUUGCGACAAGCACGUUAGCCUGGGGCGUAAACUUCCCGGCUCAUUUAGUGGUUGUAAAAGGUACGGAGUACUAUGAUGGGAAGACCCGGAGGUAUGUGGAUUUUCCCAUCACAGACGUGCUUCAAAUGAUGGGGCGCGCAGGGAGACCGCAAUACGACGAGAAUGGAGUGGCUGUGAUCCUUGUCCACGACAUCAAGAAACACUUUUACAAAAAGUUCCUGUACGAGCCUUUUCCAGUCGAGUCAAGUUUGCUAGAAGUACUUCCAGAUCACUUGAAUGCUGAAAUUGUGGCGGGCACAAUCACUUCUAAACAAGACGCCAUGGAUUACCUUACUUGGACGUACUUCUUUCGACGACUGCUGAUGAAUCCAAGUUACUAUGAUCUGGAAAACAUUGACAAUGACUCUGUGAAUAAGUUUCUCUCUGCUUUGGUUGAGGGUGCUGUGAGAGAAGUUGAGAAUUCUGCGUGCGUGGAGAUUGGCGAGGACGGUCUGGCGAUAACCCCAACGAACCUUGGCAGAAUUUCUUCUUACUACUAUCUAAACCACUUAACACUGCGCAUGUUCCAUGAACGGUUAGACGCUGACUGCAGUCUCCCGGACCUCAUCGAGAUUUUAGCGGAUGCCGAAGAAUACACUCAGCUUCCGGUUCGUCACAAUGAAGACAUCAUCAACAGCGACCUCGCCCCCAGUCUUCCCUUAGAAGUGGACCCUCACACUUUCGACAGUCCUCACACCAAGGCACAUCUGCUCUUUCAAGCGCAUUUCACUCGCCUACCACUGCCCAGUACUGACUACUUGACAGACACAAAUUCAGUCCUCGAUCAGGCUAUACGAAUCUUGCAAGCAAUGAUCGACGUAUCUUCCGCCGAGGGUUGGUUGGCAACAGCUCUACGAUGCAUGCACCUGGUACAGAUGGUGGUUCAAGGACGAUGGCUUCAUGAUUGCACUCUUCUCACUUUACCGUGUGUUGACACUGCUCUCUUGUCACUUUUCCGAAUUAACGGCCGUUCAUUAGAAUGCCUCCCUGAGCUGUUAGACGCCGUGAGAGGCGACAGGAAAGUCCUGAAUACAAUGUUAGGAGAUGCUCUGAGUCCGGGUGAAAUAACAGAGAUUUUUGACACGUUGGGUCGGCUGCCCCAAAUCAGUGUAAAGAUUAAAGUGCGUGGAGUCUGGGCUGAGAACGAGCGGGGUGCAAAGGAGAGUAAGCCCAUCAGUACCACACCGACCGAAGGGUUAGCGAGAGACUGGGUACCAUUACAUGCAGAGCAGGAAUACGUGUUGAUACUUGAUAUCACCAAGGAGUUGUGCGGUUUUAGGCGGUCCAAUACAAAGGCGCACGCUCCACAUUUCCCUAAAGGCAAAGACGUUGGUUGGUGGGUGGUGCUCGGCGAGAUGGACACGGGCGAGUUGUUGGCCGUGAUAAGAGUGAGUCAGGUGCGCUCUUCAAGCACGGUGUCCUUAUCGUUUUACACGCCUGAGGACCUGGGUAGGAGAAUCUAUACUGUGUUUCUCAUCAGUGAUGCUUACCUUGGAAUUGACCAGCAGUAUGAUGUUUCUCUUGAGAUUAUUCAAUCAGAUGUUUCAAGUCACGUGAUCACUGAAGUUAACUUCAGUGACUAGUUAAUCGUAUGAUUAUGUUGUCACGCGCAAUGUUCGAGGAAACUGCGUGACAUUUACUAAGUCUGGUGAACUUGUUAAGAAACUGAGAAAGAUCACGCACCGGAAUCGGAGUAAAGAUACUUCUCCUCGGUAAUGACAAAAGUUAAAGUGAAAGUUUCAAGUCAUUGCAAUGCAAAUUAAUUUUCAGGAGAGUAAAGACUGUCUAAGAUUGCGGUUUUUCCACACACACUGACUUGUGAUAAAUCUAACAUGUAAUGUCCAGUAAGAUAUCCGAGAGGUCUACAUUUGUGGCGAACUAGCAAGCUAAACUUUAAUUUUUAUUUUAUUUUUUCUUCGUUUUUAGCUUAUUCUUUAAUUGAGCGAACUUAUUUUGGGUUCCCGAGCACCUUCUUGUCAGUAAGCGCUACGUUUUCUCGUGGUACAUAUUUCUUCUGUGUGAAACCUCGAAUAUCUUUCUUCUUCUUCUUCUCGCAAAAAGAAGACCGUGGUCUUUAAUUUGUGAAAGCACUUGGCUUUCUGUCUACCAUUGUCCUUGUGUAAAACUUUGAGCAUCUUUCUCUUAUAGAGGACUCCCCACAUCUUAACCAAAGCCUGAGCCUACGUGCUGCAUUGUGUUAGAAAAAAUCGAUUAAAAUUGCGCUAAUCUAUUCGGUGUUGUUUCCGUCAGCCUACCGAUACUGCGAAAUUCCAGACUAAAAUUUAAAUUAUCUCAAUAUUUUACUUACAUUGCUAUCAACCAAUAUCAUUAAAACGUGGUAUUGAUAGGUAAGUCAUGUAAUGAUCAAUCAAAUUUAUAGAGGAUAUACAAAAACUUACGAAAGAUUUUAUAACACCUUUGCAAGAAAAAUCAAUAAAGACUUUGUUUUUGUUACAAGAGA
This is a messenger RNA of Stylophora pistillata, 7527 nucleotides long. RefSeq names its product activating signal cointegrator 1 complex subunit 3. Lineage: Eukaryota; Metazoa; Cnidaria; Anthozoa; Scleractinia; Pocilloporidae. Gene Ontology annotation, molecular function: ATP hydrolysis activity; ATP binding; nucleic acid binding. The record is from RefSeq and is a predicted model, not a curated record.